CACCGCCCACACGUUCCGCCCGGGUCUCCAUGGCGACCAGACGCGGUCGGCUUCUGCAGCAGCAAUGGCUCGGCCUCCAGGGCCUGCGCCUGCCCCUCGGGGGCGUCGGCGCGGCCCCGGGGAGCGACAGGUUCAGGAGGGGGCCAGACGCCUGGGCCGCUGCCUUCCGGACGCCCGGGAAGCAGCUCGCCCCAGGUGACGGGCCCUGGGGGCGGCCCUGCCCGCACUGCCCCGCGUGGCUGGACAGCAUGCCUGCAGAAAUCUUGCUGAAGAUCCUGUCCUACUUGGAUGCGGCCGCCCUGCUGUGCGUGGGAUGCGUGAACAGGCGCCUCUAUCACCUGGCCAACGACAAUCUUGUUUGGAUCAGGAUCUACUCAUCUGCCUUUUCCCCUAAAAGAUACAACUGGAGAGCCGACCCGGCGCAGAAGGCGGCGGAGUCCGUGAGCCUGCUGUCCGUGGAGGACAGAGACGCCGGCUACUGGAAGAGGCAGUGCGUCGCCAAGCGCAUGGCCUCCCUGAGGGCGGCUCUGGCGCAGGUCCUGAAGCCCGUCAACCUGUACACGGGCCUCCCCGAGAAAACCAAGGAGGCCCUCCGAGUGUCGGGCGUCGGCUGGGUGAUCGUCCUGCGCGAGCAGAGCGGCAGGGAGCACGUGCUGCAGCACGUGGACCUCUUCCUCAACGACUCCUCCGUCACCGUCGCCUGGCACGGCAAGGCCUGGCCCCCCCUGGCCACGCUGGCCGCCCUGGACCUGUGCGGCGUGGUGCCGCUGUUCGCCGACUGGCCCAAGCCCCCCGCCAAGCACGGGCCUCGGUGGCGCUCCCUGGUGGCCAGGUACAGUCUGCGCGACGUGACGGACUCUGCCGAGCUCGGCUGCGACCGCUUCGUCCGGCUCUUCCGCCUGGACCCGGGGCUGCUGGUGGGGCUGUGGAAGAGGGAGGAGGAGCUGGCUUUUGUCGUGGCGAACCUUCACGUCAGCCACCUCGUGGAGCGGAGCGUGCUGGGCUCGGCCACCAUCCCCUACGAGCCGCCCCCUCCCGGCGCCCGCUCGGACGACAGCCCCGAGUGCGGGCUGCGCGGCUACCAGCUGCACGUGGACCUGCACAGCGGGGACGCCUUCUGCCUGUGCAGCACGUUCUGCAACCUCUCCGCCGACACAGGAGGCAUGGAGCAUGGGUACGUGACGCUCGUGGUGAUUCACGCUCAGAACAGCGCGGAGCACCUGCCGCUCAUCGGGGAGGUCGGCCUCUGCUGGAGAGCCGAGGCCGCCGACGGCUGCGUCAAGAGUUGUUCUAUAAUGGACGUGACUCUUUUGGAUGAAUACGGGAAGCCCUUCUGGUGUUUCAGCUCCCCGGUGCGCGUGCGGGCGCGCCCCGGCCCCCGCGACAGCGCGCGCGCCGCGGGGCGGACGUCCUGCGUGGACUACGAGGACGCGGCGGGCGCGGCGCACGUGGAGCUGCUGCGGGUCCGGGGGACGGGGGAGCUCUUCAUCGUCGGCCUGGAGCUCCGCCUCCGCCUGGCCGGGAUCAACCGCUGGUUCGGGACACGGUACUGACCGGUGGCAGUGGGGGGCACACGGACGUGUAUUUUAUUUCGAAUCAACCCGAUUUGUUCUUGGUGUUGGGAGUCAAAAUAAAACAGUGGUUUGCUUGAUGCCUCCUUAUUUCACAUUCGAAAUUACGAUUGUUGGGUCCUUGUAAAGUUAACGUUUCGAGGAUUAAGCUAAAAU
This is a messenger RNA of Phyllostomus discolor (pale spear-nosed bat), 1727 nucleotides long. It is a transcript of the gene FBXO15, whose product is annotated as F-box protein 15. Gene Ontology annotation, molecular function: protein binding. The transcript has 10 exons. The record is from RefSeq and is a predicted model, not a curated record. Lineage: Eukaryota; Metazoa; Chordata; Mammalia; Chiroptera; Phyllostomidae. The coding region runs from base 30 to 1553 and encodes 507 amino acids.